GUAGUUAGGCGGCACUGCAAUUGGUGUUCGCAGGGCUGGGAGACUUCUAGAAGGGGAUUUUUGUAACUGUCGCCGGCAGAUCUCGGGCGCUGUUUUGGGAAUGCAGUACUCUGUCCUCUGUUUUUUGGCUUAAGAGGACAGCACCAGGGAUAAAUUUAAUCGAAGUCGACUUGAUAUUUUAACAACCUGGUAAAAAGCAUCAGCAACACUCUGGGACAUCAACAUUCGUUUAACCUCUCUGCAGCUCAAAACCAAGCUAUUGAUUUAUAUUUUAAAAUGGCAGAAAGCAAGCAGCCUCAAGUCAUUUUUUGUGAAGACUCACCGAAAAGAGUUUUGGUAUCUGUUAUUAGAACAACACCUAUUAAACCGAAGAAAACAGAAACUCUGAUGCCGACUAGUCCAGGAUUCAGCGAUUUUAUGGUGUAUCCUUGGAGAUGGGGGGAAAACGCGCAUAAUGUAACGUUGAGCCCCGGAUCUAUAAGUGGGGCUGCCUCUCCAACCGGCAGCAACACUGGAGGAGUCGAUGGAGAUGCAGGACUGAGUCCUGAUCAUCUAAAAGAUGGUAUUCGACGAGGGCGUCCACGUGCUGACACAGUCAGAGAACUGAUAAAUGAAGGCGAGAAUUCCUCUAGCCGCAUCCGCUGUAACAUUUGCAACCGGGUGUUUCCACGGGAGAAGUCUCUGCAGGCGCAUAAGAGAACACACACAGGUGAAAGGCCUUAUGUGUGCGAUUAUCCAGACUGUGGAAAGGCUUUUGUCCAAAGUGGGCAAUUAAAAACCCACCAGCGUCUUCACACUGGAGAAAAGCCAUUUGUGUGUUCGGAAAAUGGUUGUGGAAGUAGAUUUACACAUGCAAACCGUCACUGCCCAAAGCAUCCCUAUGCUAGGCUGAAGAGGGAGGAGCCUUCUGCAGGGCAGGGAAGCUCUGAGGCUGCAGAUAACAAGGCUGUUGCUGAGUGGCUGUCAAAGUAUUGGCAGACACGGGAGCAGCGUAUUCCUCACCCAAAAAUAAAAGGCCUUCAGAAAACUGAUCAAGAGCAACAGGAUCCUCUAGAAUACCUACAGUCGGAUGAAGAUGAAGAAGAGAUAGAGUUGGCUGAAGAGAAGACCAGUGUGGCUGCACGGAGACGCCUUCAAGAGCAGAGAGAGCGCCUUCAUGGGGCAUUGGCCCUUAUAGAGCUUGCUAACCUGUCUUCGGCACAGCUGCGUCCCUAAGUAUGAACCUGCACACAAUUAUGUCCUACUACAUCCCCAAAAAAUAGUAUGUUGGGGAAAGUGGACAAAAGCUGAAGCACCUUAUUUUUGCUUUACUUUUUAGGCUGCUAUUAUAUAGAUUAUUGUAACAUGAAGAAUGUUGCCCCUCCCCCAAUUUUUGAAGCAAGUGGAGAAGGGGAUGCAAGGUUGUGUGUGUGUGUGUGUGUGUGUGUGAUUUUUUUUUUCUCCAUUUUUUUGCACUUUUGAUGAAGACUGUAAUACAAUUGUUGUAAAUAUUGGUUUUGAAAAGAAGAUUUUGCUUAGGGCACAUAUAAACAAUAAAUCAAAUUGCAACAGGAAAAUAUGACUUUUGCAAGCCUAACAACUAUUAUGAAGCACUUCUGUAAUGUUGGAUUUAUAGUGCCAACCCACACAACAUUUAUAUUCUUUGCUCAACAGAUUUUACCAAUUUGAUAUUUUGUGAUGUAUGGUUUUAAUUUUCAUGUCAAUAUUGACAUUCAUCAUUCCCAGUAAUGGAUAUUUCUGUUAACACAGAAAUCCUGUCUUUGACUGAAUUAAAUGGCUUUUAUUUUACUUAUUUUUCUUAAAACAAAACACUUCAGACUUUCACCAUGUAUCAGCACUGGUUUAUUUAUGAUUGUUUUAUUUUAAAGACCUUCUGGUAGGUUACAAGGGUAAACCCUCAUAAGCUGAUAUGUAUAGGUUUGCUUAUCUCUCUAUGAUGUAUGCUUGCUAUUUAAAACCAGAUCUCUUAAUAUUUCCCCAUAUAAAUCAAUAAUGAUACUAAACAUAUUUUCACUUUCUUUGUAUUCUUCUAAAAACAGCACUAAAUUCAAGUAUUUUAUUAUAACAAGAUAUUAAAACUCCCAUCAGUGGAGCAUCUUAAUGCUAACUCUUCUAAGUGCUGCAAACUGUAAGCCAUCUCCCAGUUAAGUUUAGCCCCCAAAUGAUUUGCACUUUGCAUUAGAUGUCUCGCACCUAUGCUCGUUUAGAUUAUUAAGCUAUCAAGGCUGUUAAUAGUUUGGUGUUUAUAUUAAAUAAAAUAUAGCUUUAUUUUUUUUAAAUGGGACACCUCUCAGGUGUAGCAAGUGUUGUAUGAAUAUAUUCUUUGACAGUAAUUUGUUAUUUAUGUGUAACCAGGUGGCCUUUGAAAUAAAUGUAGUUAACAGUUUUAAGUAUUUGGAAGAAAUAAAAAGUUUUAUUGUAUUUUUUUUUCUUUUUUUCUUUUUCAAAAGAGCACCUUAUUCUUUAAUUACAGCUCAGGUUUUUGAGCUCUUAGUGAGUCUAUUUUGGUCCAUCCAUAUUUUAAUACAUACUUCAAGUGGGCCUUCGAUAUAUUUAUAGUUGAAAAUAUAUGCAAAGAUAUAUGUUCAGUAGUAUAACUUUAAUAUAAGUUAUUACAUAUGUGAAAUUCAUUUGACAAGAGCCUUUUUAUUGGCAGGAUGAGAAGCAAGCAUACCUUCAGACAUAACACAUCCUGGCACUUGCUUUCCCCAGGUUUUUAGCAUUGGUGAUUUUUAAAUAUUUAUUUAUUUCACUUGUUAUGCUAUUGAUGGGGAAUACAUUAACAUUUAUACAGCAAAAGUGGUUAGGCUUGCAAAGUCAUUUAACUGAUAUGUUUAUAUGCGCCCUGUUAUGAGAAAUGGCACUUGUUUUGUGUGUUAUUAAUAAAGGAUAUUUGGAGAAGGUGUAGAAAUGGGAGGCUAAGCUAUUUUUGUGUGAAACACUAAAUGUUGAAUUUUUGAAUUUUUACAAGUUGGGAAGUUGGGGAGGGGGGUAUUAAAGCUGUCCAGUUAAAGACUAGGCUCUUUGUUUGUAUUACAAAGCUACUGCUUUGGAGUUUUGCAUUACCUUGUGGCAUAAAGCAUUUUUUGUGUUUAGUACUGGAGACCUGCAAAGUCAUGUUUCUAGAGAUUUGUUUUUCUUUUUUUUGGUAAAAAAACUUUUACUUUGAAAAGUAAUUUUCAAAAAUAAAAUAAAAAUCUUUAUAUUUCAGUGCAAGACCAACAAAAUUUAAUCAAAUAUUACAAUGCAAAGAAUGUUCAGUCCUGUUUAGUAUCAUGUAUGACUUCAACAGGCUUUAAAGUGUUAAUUUCUUGUUCAUCUGUGCUUAGGUUCUGAAUUUUUACUUCAGCAGAACUGUAUUGUAAUUUCAUUUUAUACUGAAGAAUUUGAAGUAUAAAAACCCCAAAAUAAUGUAUACAUUUUAAAAAUUGUAUUUACUUCAAAUUUGUCUUAAUUCAAACUUAAUAUUGAAUUGUUUUUAUAAUUUUAAAGCAUCAACCUUGUGCACUGAGUAUUGAUUAUAUUUUGAUUUGUAAUUUUGUUUUUUUUUUGAAAUUAUACUGUAAAUUUCAACUGUUCGGUUAAUGUUUGAAUUGUAUACACGUGCUUUUAAUAUACAGGCGCUUAUGCACUUGUUAAACGUUGCUUUAUUUGUUUUGAUAUUGGUAGAUAUCUAUAUCUCACCAAUGGAAUUAAGUCUCCAGACUGAAUCUGCUUUAGUUUUUUAAAUUAGCAUAUAAUUUAUGUUUAGUGCUUUAAUAAACUAAAAAUGCAAGGAUGUCCUAGAACAUGCUUCUUUUUAAUGGUACCAUCC
This is a messenger RNA of Polypterus senegalus (gray bichir), 3814 nucleotides long. It is a transcript of the gene znf367, whose product is annotated as zinc finger protein 367. Gene Ontology annotation, molecular function: RNA polymerase II cis-regulatory region sequence-specific DNA binding; DNA-binding transcription factor activity, RNA polymerase II-specific. Gene Ontology annotation, cellular component: nucleus. Bases 277 to 1215 code for a protein of 312 amino acids. NCBI's taxonomy places the organism in Eukaryota, Metazoa, Chordata, Cladistia, Polypteriformes, Polypteridae. The record is from RefSeq and is a predicted model, not a curated record. Gene Ontology annotation, biological process: central nervous system development; regulation of transcription by RNA polymerase II. The transcript is spliced from 6 exons.